AUGGCUUUGCUCAAGAUAGUUUAUCUUGGGUGUUUUAUUUUGUCUCUGGCCAUCAUGGUGGAGGCAACGACUCCUCCAGGAAUUGCCAACCAUCCAGCAAGAGCAUCAUGUAAGAUCAAAAAGUACAAGAUGUGCUAUAACUUAGAGCAUGUUUGUCCUAAGUUUUGUCCUAAUGGUUGUGAAGUGGAAUGUGCUUCGUGCAAGCCCAUUUGUACUCCAGGAUCAUCAAGCGGCGGCGACACAAGAUCAUCACCACCAGAGUAUGUUUCACCAUCGGAUGAUGCACCUUCAUCUGAUGCGGGAUCAUCACCACCUGAAUAUGAUUCGUCUUCGCCUGAUGUAGAAUCAUCGCCACCUAGAAAGGGUUCACCUUCGUCCUCUUCGCCAUCAUCAACGUCAAAAUCACCACCUAAUUAUGAAUCACCUCCAUUGGGUUCAGACAGUGAUAAUAAUGAUCAUUCAGAUAAUGAUGACUCGAAUGGUAAAAAAGGAGGUGGUGGUAAAAAAGAAGAUGAUAGUGGAAAAGGCAAUGAAGAAGAUGAGCAUGAUGGUGGUAGAAAAGAAGACAGUGAGGAUGGAGACAACCAUGAUGAGGGAGGUAAAAAAUUAGACGAUAAAAUAAAAGGUGGUAUAAAAGAAGACAAUGAUGAUAAAGAAGAAAAUUCUAGAAAAGGUGGUCAAAAAAGAGAAAAUGAUGACAAAGGAGGUAAAAAGAUUGAUGACGGGGGUAGAGAAGAUAAGAAAGGAGGGUAUGACGAUAAAGAAAGUCAAAGCGGAGAUCGUAACGAUGGUGAAAAAAAAGGAGAUGAUGGAGAUGAAGGUAGUAAAAAAGGAGACAAUGAUGACAAAGAAGAUAAAAAGGUUAACAAUGAGGACAAAGGUGGCAAAGAAGGUAAACAAGAAAAUGAUGACAAUGGUGAUAUAAAAGAAGGCGAUGAGAGAGGUAAUAUGAUAGGAUAUGGUGAUGAAGAAGGAAAUAAAAAAGUAGAUGACAACAACAAUCAAGGUGGUGCAAAAGGAGAUGAUAAUAAAGAAGGUAAACAAAAAAAUGAUCACAAUGAUGGUAAAAGAGGAGGUGAUGAGAAAAAAGGUGAGGAAAAAGGAAAUGAUAAUGGCAAAGGAAGUAAAGAAGUAGACAAUGAUCACAACAAAGAUGACAAAAAAGUAGAAGGUAAGGAUAAAGAAGAAGGUAAAAAAGGAAAUGAUGAAAGCGGUGAUAAAAAUAGGAAGAACGAUAUCAAAGGGGAUAUAGACAAUGAGGGAAAAGACGGGAAAAAAGCAAAAGACGAGGGAAAAAAUGAUAAAAAAGGAGAUAAUGAGGGGAAGGAAGAUAGAAGAGGAGAUGAUCACGAAGGAGAACAACAAGAUGACAAUGAAAAAAAAAGAGAUCAACAAGAUGGCGACGAGAAAAAAGGAGAUAAGAAAGGAGAUGAGAAAAAAGGAGAUAAGAAAGGAGAUGCUAAUACAAAAAGGAGAUAA
Beta vulgaris subsp. vulgaris (sugar beet) is the source of this 1479-nucleotide messenger RNA. RefSeq lists its product as uncharacterized. The transcript has 2 exons. The coding region runs from base 1 to 1479 and encodes 492 amino acids. NCBI's taxonomy places the organism in Eukaryota, Viridiplantae, Streptophyta, Magnoliopsida, Caryophyllales, Amaranthaceae. The record is from RefSeq and is a predicted model, not a curated record.